AUGGCUCAACGACGCGCCAACGCUGCUGCUAAUCGUCUGCGCCGAGCCGACUCCGCCAAGAGCACCGGUGAUGACUUUGACUUCCUCACCGCAUCGCAAGGCUCGACCGGCAGCGACGACCAGACGUUUCAACUCGCUGUGGCGCAGCAGCUUAUGGCGUCAAAGGAGAAGAAACGCAAAGAACAAGAACGCAAAUUUAUUCAAGCGGCCAAGAAUAAGCUGAACAACGAGCUUGGAGCUAGCGCGGAAGCCGCCGUUGCUGCUUACACGGACCUUGAAACCGCCUUCACGCAAUUCUUCGCCGACUACAUUACCUCUGAAGACGCAAUCCGCGCCAUCUGGGCCGAGCUCAAGGCCGCCACUAUCCACUACCAGCAAGUUGCUGACAAGCUGCGCGCGAAAAACGAAGGGCUUCGCGGGACGACAGAGGCCGCUCAGAUCUCGGCUAUGGGCGGUGUGAAAGGCGCCUGCCAGGAAUAUCGCACCCUCGUCGAUUCGCUCUCGCCCUCGUCGCCCUUGUGA
Mycena indigotica is the source of this 522-nucleotide messenger RNA. RefSeq lists its product as uncharacterized. NCBI's taxonomy places the organism in Eukaryota, Fungi, Basidiomycota, Agaricomycetes, Agaricales, Mycenaceae. The record is from RefSeq and is a predicted model, not a curated record. Bases 1 to 522 code for a protein of 173 amino acids. The transcript has 6 exons.